CGAAUCUGAUGAAUUAAGGGACACGUAUAAUACGUGCGUACACAAAUUGCAGUUGAGUGUUGUUCUAGGACAGCAUGGAUUUCUUUGUUGUCCAAUCAUCUUCGUUUACGAGCACAAGUGCGAAGUCAGGUGGUCCUUGACACAGCAUAUGACACAAACGUAGUUUUAUGAAGUGACUACAAAUCGGUCGUUAACAUAUCAACGAGAAGUCUUGAUGUCAAUCAUUUUAUACGGUUGUUGUGUAACCACACUCGUAUGAAUGAAAAACGACCUCGGUGAAUGUUUUUUGUGACGUUUUUUCCGAGCUGAUGGCUGAAUGCGCGGCGAUUUACGUGCUCGAUAUUCUUCGGUCAACAUUGGUGGAGAAACCCACUGAGUACUUAAGUAACUUACUAACCCCAUUCCCACGACAACGCCGACCCACCCUCAAAGCGAAAUCUCUGUAAGAAUGUUCGGUCUCAUCUAGCGUGAUACUUACGUCUUUCUUAAAGAAUCUUUUUCGUUUUCGUUACAUUUUUCUUUGUUCUUUAACGAUCUUCGGUAUCGCCAGCGCUAGGUAGUAUCUUGUUUGUUAAAGAGUAAUACUCUCAUUCUCCGGUCGUGAGCAUAUUGUCACCGUCUCUUCUAGGGAGCGGUCCUCCAGGACUUGCACGAUGGGAAACGGGCCCUCCGGGCCUAGCGGUACGAUCUUCGAGACCGAGUACGGCCUUCCUGCGCCGGCCGAUGUAUGUGCGCGCGCUCUCGCCUCGCCGGACUUCUGGCGUCGAAUUCGCGAUUAUAUGGAUCUCCACGCUGGCGGGCGGGAACACGUGAGUGACCCAAAGUGGGACUGGGCUCGACGCGUCACUUGGGACGGAAACGAGAUCCCGGAAUGUGAGCUGUCACAGGAGGUGGAGCUGGACCGUGAGUGGUUCGUCCUAAUUGACCGUCGCGAGAAGGUCGGCUACUGCGGCGCCGUACUAAUUCGCGGAAAGACCACCCGCCACGUGAUGUUCCCAAACCAGUUCUGGGUCGAGCUGACGGUGCAUACGUCCACCUGUCACGACUCCGGGAUGUUCCUGCCGAUGAACUUCGCGAAAGGCCCGCACGCGCGCAUGUGGACCGUGAACCUGUGGCUAGAGCCUUACGAGCUGCAAGAUAGUUCGGGCGCUGCGGUCUCCACCGGAGUGGAGUCAUCGAGAAGAUUCCCUGCACCCGAGUCAUCGAGAAGAUUCACGGCUUCACCAAGAAUCACUAUAAGAUUUGCAACUGGGACCCAGUGAUGAGUCCUGCGGGGCUCCGCACGGAAUUUUCUUUGUCCCGACCCGGGGAGAUAGAGCGCUGGAAGGCGGCGAUCCGGGAAAUAGAGGAGUCUCGGACCCGGUACGCGCACGUUGACUAAAUUUCAUGAGGGACCUGUCAAGGAGAGACCGUAGUGGAAGACAGACCACAAUUAUUUUCACUGUCAAAACGUAUAUU
Amoebophrya sp. A120 is the source of this 1458-nucleotide messenger RNA. NCBI's taxonomy places the organism in Eukaryota, Dinophyceae, Syndiniales, Amoebophryaceae. The record is from the annotation of a GenBank genome assembly.